UGGGUCUAAUCUGAUCCUUUUUGUACGUGAACCUCAGUUGAAGAGUUCACAGUACAGAGGAGUCGUCUUCCACUUACCUUACCCAAACUUUUGUUGAAGUAUCUGAAGCUAAGCAUGGACUUGCUCUCACUUUCUUCGCCUUUAUCUUCUCAAUUCCAUUUCAUUUAUAAACCCACUUUCUCUCUUCGCUGCAAUUCCUUUCCUCUUUCUUUCAAACCCAUUUCUUCUCUUAAAACCCCUAAAUUAUCUGCCAAAACCCUAGUGCUUCAACAGCAACAUCCACAUGUGCAUUUAUCUUCUGCUCCUCAGACCCCCGCCACCGCCAUGCGAGGCGCCGAGUCCGACGCCAUGGGCCUACUUCUCAGGGAAAGAAUCGUCUUUUUGGGUAACCAAAUCGACGAUUUCGUAGCUGAUGCCAUUAUUAGUCAGCUCUUGUUACUUGACGCUCAAGACCCCACCAAAGAUAUCAGACUUUUCAUCAAUUCUCCUGGCGGAUCUCUUAGUGCCACAAUGGCUAUAUAUGAUGUGGUACAGUUGGUGAGAGCUGAUGUGUCCACAGUUGCACUUGGCAUUGCAGCAUCAACUGCUUCGGUAAUUCUUGGUGGUGGCACCAAAGGCAAGCGUCUCGCAAUGCCCAACACACGAAUUAUGAUUCAUCAGCCUCUUGGAGGGGCUAGUGGGCAGGCAAUUGAUGUGGAGAUUCAAGCGAAAGAAAUUAUGCAUAACAAGAAUAAUAUUACCAGAAUUAUAUCUGGUUUCACUGGUCGUCCUUUUGAACAAGUUCAAAAAGAGAUUGAUAGGGACCGUUAUUUGUCUCCAAUUGAAGCGGUUGAAUAUGGAAUUAUUGAUGGAGUUAUUGAUAGAGAUAGCAUCAUUCCUUUGAUGCCUGUGCCGGAUAAGGUCAAACCAAACUUCAAUUACGAGGAAAUUAGUAAAGAUCCGAGGAAAUACUUGACACCAGAUGUUCCUGAUGAUGAGAUUUACUAGCAUGGAAUGUUUUUAGUGGUAUGAUAAAUUUUCAAUCUCUUUUUUG
Messenger RNA from Pistacia vera, 1033 nucleotides. RefSeq names its product ATP-dependent Clp protease proteolytic subunit 4, chloroplastic-like. NCBI's taxonomy places the organism in Eukaryota, Viridiplantae, Streptophyta, Magnoliopsida, Sapindales, Anacardiaceae. Gene Ontology annotation, biological process: protein quality control for misfolded or incompletely synthesized proteins. Gene Ontology annotation, cellular component: endopeptidase Clp complex. Gene Ontology annotation, molecular function: ATP-dependent peptidase activity; ATPase binding; serine-type endopeptidase activity. The coding region runs from base 115 to 987 and encodes 290 amino acids. The transcript is spliced from 2 exons. The record is from RefSeq and is a predicted model, not a curated record.